Messenger RNA from Leptopilina heterotoma, 3751 nucleotides. RefSeq names its product cilia- and flagella-associated protein 70. Gene Ontology annotation, biological process: cilium movement; cilium assembly. Gene Ontology annotation, cellular component: extracellular exosome; motile cilium. The record is from RefSeq and is a predicted model, not a curated record. Lineage: Eukaryota; Metazoa; Arthropoda; Insecta; Hymenoptera; Figitidae. The coding region runs from base 1 to 2313 and encodes 770 amino acids. The transcript is spliced from 17 exons. Gene Ontology annotation, molecular function: protein binding.
AUGUCAGGAGAAAAAACUAUUUCUGAAAAGUUAAUUGUUGAAGCUCCUGUUAUUUCUUGGAAUAGUGCUGCGGUAUCUUGGCGAAAUCUUCCCAUACUAUCAGCUACGAUAACUCAACUGGGUCCUAAUUUAUUAUCAACAGAUGUUAACUAUUUGAACAUAACCGUAGAGAAUAUCUACAAUCUUCCCCCGUCAUUUACCAACUCCUUAGAGUAUAAGUGUGGCACUAUUAUUUAUGUCGAUGGUGAAAUAACUAAAGAUGUGAUAUUUGAAAAUGGAAAAUGGAAGAAAUUCCAUGACGUUGAAGGAAAGAAACAGUGGAGAACAUUAAGUAACUUGGAAAGUAGAGCGAAAUUUACAAAAUACGAUAUUAAUCCCAAUUAUGACGAUGUGCAAAAUAAAAGUGGAAUAGACUUACAGAAAAUCGUAAAUGCAGAUGUUCCUAGAGUGGAAUGGAAUUAUGUUGACCGUCACUUAAUAAGAACAACAGGCGUUCAUGCUAUGCAACAACAUAUUGAAAAAUACAGAUACUGGCCCUUUGAAAUAAUGGUCCGUGAUAAAAAUUUUGAAGACGGAAAAGAAAAAUCAGAAAAUAGAAACGAACAGCUUUAUCAAUGUUACGUUGACUUAACCCAACUUCUUUAUCCUGAAAAAACACGAGUUCGAGCAAUUGCUGAAUUAUUUACGCAUAACGUCUCUGAGAUGCGGCGAAAAACAGGUUUUAACCGAAACAUUUUUCCAACGGAUUCGCAAGAAAUGGUGAUGGAUGAAUAUAAUGAGGAUGUGGAAUUUAUUUUGAAAUCGAAUACCAGUAGCACUCAAAAUUUAGAAAUACCAAAUAAUGACAAAAACUCAAGUUUCCCAUUAACAAACGAAAAUGGUGAAUCGACGUUCAUUGUGAUCGAAUUUGAAUUACAUGAACCCUUUAAAAAAUCAUGUUCCAUUGAAGAUUAUUCAAAAGAAAUAUUGGAAUUAAUUCAAAACAAAAGACCUCUUCGUCCUCAUAUUUUAACGAGUCAUUUAGCGGAGGAUCAAUUUUCGGAUUGUAUUAAACAACUCGUUGAAAUAAUAACGGAAAGAUAUCAGGACGAUCUUCAAUGUUUUGUACAACAUCUACACAAUGCUGGAGAAUACACUGACAUUCGGAAUACAUUAAAGAAUAAAAUUGUUACUCUACUGGAUCAAAAAUUCCCCAGUGAUAUGUACAGUUGGGACACAAAGGAAAGUCAAAUAUUGGCAAAUAACACAAAAGAUCCAAAUGCUUGGAUUAAUUAUGCUAUUUUUUUGAAAAAAAAUUCGGAAACCGAGAGAGCACUUGAAUGUUCGAAGGAAGCAAUCGCUUUGAAUAAUCAACACAAAAUAGGACUAUUAAUGUGCGGUUUGAUUCUCGUAUCACUACAAAAAUAUCGAGAGGCAAAAGUAUUUUUAGAAUCACUUACUGCAUUUCAUCCCCUAUUUGCCGAGGGUUGGAUUAUUUUACAUUUAUUUUAUCAACAAAUUGAAUAUCAUCCUGGUUUGGAUGUAACUCUCAAAACUGCAGAAAAAUGUUUUAAAGACAAGAAACGAGACAAUGAAAUUUCAUUGCCAUUUUUUAAUCAACCCUUAACUUGGUCAAUGAGUUUUUGUAAAGAAAAUGAUCCUUACAUUGUUACCGCAACAAUGCUCUUGAAAUUGAAUCUCUAUGAAUUCGCAGGUUUGGCUUUAUCUCAAGAAUUAUCAUUAAACGGAAGAUCAAUUCCCUUUUUAUAUUAUUUAAGUGUCAAUUACUUUUUACAAAAUCAACACGAAAGCGCGAUUUCACAUUUAAAAGAAAUUGAAAGCAGUUAUGGUUCGGAUUUUUCAACAAGCUCGUUGACCGGUCACUGUCUCUACAAAUCAGGCAAAAUUGAAGACGCUCUAAACAAUUACGAAUACGCUAAUGUUACAUUUAAUCGACCAAAUAAUAUACACUUUGUUCAUUUACUAAUGGGAUCUUGUUAUGUAAAAAAGGAAAAUUACGAUUUGGCGAGAAAAAUUUUUUUACAAUUGUGUAAAAUUUCUCCCACUUGUGAAACAUGGCUCGGCUUGGGAAUUGCAUUAUAUCACAAAAAUCAAUUAAAGGAGGCCGAGAUGGCUUUUAACGAGGCGAAUCAAAUAAAUUCACGUCAUGCAGUCGUUUGGGGUUAUUUGUGCCUUUUAAAUAUUUCUCUUCAUCGUUAUGACGAAUUCUCUCAAUGUUACACACAAGCUUCUAAGAAUAAUCUUAAAAAUAGUAAAUUAUGGCAGACUAUAGAAAACGCUAUGGAAAAAGUAGGUUAUUUGUCACCAAUAUAAUCACUAAAAUCGCAGAAAACAAAAAUAGCACAUAAUAAGAAAUUUUUAUUCUUUAACAAAAAAAUUCUAUUCCUUCUGAAUGUUUCAAAUUUUAUAUUUUCAUCUUAUAAAUAUAAGUAUUAAAUUGACAGAAGUUAAAUUUAUUUUUUUUUUUAAUAAUUUUAAUUCACGAAAAAUCAUGAAAAUUUUGAGUAUAUUAUCAAUUUUUUUUUUAAAUUGUCAUUUUGCCAAUAAUUUCAAUAUUAAUAUCGAACGAGAAAAAAUUAUUCUAAAAAUAUUUUAUCACAACUACAAUAUCAUAUAACAAUAAAUAUGUUAACUCUUUAACUUUGUAAAAAGUUAUUCAAAAAGCUUUCAAGAAAUUUUUCAAUGUGAAUAGAAAAUAUGAAAAAUCAAUUCUAAACAAAGGAAAAAUAAUAUUAGUUAUACAUUUGGCAUUUGGGUUUGGUAUUAGGAAAAAUCUAUUUUUUUUAUGACAAAAAUUUCUGUUGUUAAUUUAAAAUCAUAUGUUUGUUCACGAUAUACAAAUAAUUUAAUUUUUCGGAUAUUAUCUUUUUGCAAUAUAAAUAAUAUGUAUAUAAAAAAAACAUUUUUUUUCGUAGACGUUGAAAUUGAAAAGAAAGGGAACUGUACAAAUACAACGUACUUUUUUCUUCUAAUUUCCUGUCAAAAAAUAAUUCGCUUUUUUUCUAAAUACUUAUUUUUAACUAUAGAAAGUUCUCUUUUGUGUUAUAUAUUAAUGAGCCAAAUGUUAGUUAUAAGAAUAUUAUUCUAUUAUUAAAUUGAAAUGGAUAUUACUCAUUUCCAUAUUAAUAUAUAUCACGAUGCAUUAAAGACAGUUUAUCAAUGCAUUUUAUAAUUUAUUGAAAAAAUUGUUUUCUUUACAGACGAUAAAAAGAAGUUGAUUAAUAAAUUAAUAAUUUUUUUAUUAAAAAUAAUUAAAUAAUUAAAAAAUAAUUUAUUAAUUACUGAUGUUAUAAUAAUUAUAAUAAUUUAAUAAUAUUAUAAUGUUCUGAUGCAGUUUAUUAAUGCAUGAACUUAAACAAAUCUAAUUUUGUUCCAAUAGGCCGAAUAAAUACUGUUAUUGCAUCCGAUUACCGGAAUAAUUUUUUUUUCUUCAAUUUUUUAUCAUCUGUAAAUAUAUUUUUUUUAUUUCGCAAUUACAAACUUUUUCUAUCUCUUUUAAUAAUAUGGCUUCGAUGACUAUCGAAUAUUACAUGAAAACAUAAAAUUUCAGUAAAAGAUUUUUCUUUUCAAUUUAUUUUAUAACUUGAAAGAGAUAUACCUAUCGAUAAUAUAUUUUUUUUCUUUUAUAUUCUACAAUUAUAACUAGAUUAGCAAUAAUUAUUAUUAACUUUAAGGGUGUUGAACCCAUUGACAAAUUCUUAAAUAAUAAUAAUAAUAAUAAAAAAAACGUAACAAUAGUCUCAAUUAUUUA